AGGGUCAAACUCUAUCAAAUUUAGGGUUCGUAAUUGAACAUUUCCCCGUUGGUGUGAUUCUGAGUCAAACCCAACCCCCGAACUGUGCUCCAAUGGCAGAUGAUGGUUCCGCAGCUAAUCGAAGAGACCCAAUUAAGUCUUCAGUUGGGAACGUCGCGGGACAAAGAAGGCGGCAACAAGCCGUUACGGUGGCAAAGGAAAGACGAGAAUCACUUGUUCGAGCCAAGCGGCUUUGUAGAGUGGGCGCUAAUGGCGAUGAUGAUGAUGAGGAUCCUCAUGUUGAAAAUGAGAUGCUGAUUGAUGAAGACCAGCCAGUUCUGGAGGCUCAAACUAGUAAAGCCGUGGAAGAGCUCAAGUCUGCUGUUCUCUAUCAGGGGAAAGGUGGAAUGCAGAAGAGGGUGGUUGCUCUUCGGGAACUCAGGCGUUUACUAUCAAAAUCCGAGUUCCCUCCUAUUGAAGCUGCGCUCAGUGCUGGUGCAGUGCCUUUGCUUGUUCAGUGUCUUUCCUUUGGCUCUCCCGACGAACAGUUACUUGAGUCAGCUUGGUGUCUUACUAACAUCGCUGCUGGAAAACCUGAAGAAACUAAAGCUCUAUUGCCUGCAUUGCCGUUGCUCAUUGCACACCUUGGAGAAAAGAGCUCUGCGCCGGUGGCUGAGCAGUGUUCGUGGGCAGUUGGUAAUGUUGCGGGUGAAGGAGAAGAUUUGAGAAAUGUUCUUUUGUCUCAAGGGGCUUUGCCACCUCUAGCACGUAUGAUUUUUCCCGACAAGGGCUCAACAGUAAGAACAGCUGCAUGGGCAUUGUCAAAUCUGAUUAAGGGACCUGAGUCAAAAGCGGCAGCACAACUUGUCAAAGUCGAUGGGAUAGUUGACGCAAUUCUCCGACACUUGAAGAAAACGGAUGAAGAAAUUGCCACGGAAAUUGCUUGGAUCGUUGUUUACCUUUCUGCCCUCUCAGAUAUCGCUACAAGUAUGCUUUUGAAGGGAGGCAUUCUUCAAUUACUAGUCGAAAGAUUGGCAUCUUCAGAUAGUCUACAACUUCUCAUCCCGGUUCUACGAAGUUUAGGCAACUUUCUUUCUGUGGAUCCGAAAGCAAUGUUAACCAUCCUUAUUGGUGGAAAGAACACUGAAGAAAGUGUCAUUGGUGUGCUUGCAAAGUGCUUAAGAAGCGAACACCGUGUCUUAAAGAAGGAAGCUGCGUGGGUGUUAUCUAAUAUAGCUUCGGGAUCUAUUGAACACAAGAGAAUGAUACAUUCUACUGAAGCAGUACCCUUGUUGAUAGGGCUUCUGUCUACAUCACCCUUUGAUAUAAGGAAAGAAGUUGCGUACGUCUUGGGAAAUCUCUGUGUAGAAUGUGCAGAAGGAGACACAAAACCAAGGAUAAUUCAAGAGCACUUGAUCUCCAUUGUUUGCGGCGGUUCCCUCCCCGGUUUUAUUAACCUGGUCAGAUCUCCUGAUAUUGAAGCUGCUAGGCUUGGUCUUCAAUUCAUUGAGCUGGUACUAAGAGGAAUGCCAAACGGAGAAGGUCCAAAGCUUGUUGAAGGAGAAGACGGAAUUGAUGCAAUGGAAAGGUUCCAGUUCCAUGAAAACGAAGAGCUAAGAGUGAUGGCAAACAGUCUUGUGGAUAAAUACUUUGGUGAAGAUUAUGGAAUCGAUGAAUGAAACCGCCUCAGAGUUUAAGGGUAUAUAUCCCUGUGAGAAUAGAAAGAAGUGGGGAUGAUGGGAAUCAAAGGAAACCAGUCAUCGUAGCCUUUACUUAAAACGAAAGAAAGUGAGAGAGAUAGCGUUGACAUCAUUAGGACUUGGAUCUUCUUUCUUUGGGUUGUGUUGUUGUAAUUUGUAACCUGUGUAAUACAGUUUUGUUUAGCCAAGUGGGAAUUUUUGUAUCAGUGUUACAAGCAGGCCAAUGAUUGCAG
Messenger RNA from Eruca vesicaria subsp. sativa (arugula), 1912 nucleotides. Lineage: Eukaryota; Viridiplantae; Streptophyta; Magnoliopsida; Brassicales; Brassicaceae. The record is from the annotation of a GenBank genome assembly.